Erpetoichthys calabaricus (reedfish) is the source of this 4099-nucleotide messenger RNA. RefSeq names its product polypyrimidine tract-binding protein 1-like. The record is from RefSeq and is a predicted model, not a curated record. The transcript has 16 exons. Bases 100 to 1821 code for a protein of 573 amino acids. Gene Ontology annotation, cellular component: nucleus. Gene Ontology annotation, biological process: regulation of cell differentiation; mRNA processing; regulation of RNA splicing. Lineage: Eukaryota; Metazoa; Chordata; Cladistia; Polypteriformes; Polypteridae. Gene Ontology annotation, molecular function: mRNA binding.
AACCGCGUCUCGGUUGUUCGCCGCCAUUUUGUAGAGGUAUAAGAUAACCUAGCCAAGCAGCAGUUUCGUUGCUCUAAGCCUGCACUUCUGUAUUGUGCAAUGGACGGCCGUCUAGAGACUGAUUUGUAUCCUAUGGGAUCCAGUUACACUGCUGAAAUAGACAGUGUCCACGAUAUUACAGUUGGUACAAAGCGGGGAUCUGACGAACUGUUUUGUGUCUCAAACGGACCCUAUAUCAUGAGCAGUUCUGCAACAGCCAAUGGCAACGACAGUAAGAAGUUUAAAGGUGAUAACCGAAGUCCUGGAGUGCCUUCCCGUGUAAUUCACGUGCGUAAGCUUCCCAAUGAUGUAAAUGAGGCAGAAGUAAUUUCCCUUGGACUCCCUUUCGGCAAAGUUACUAAUCUUCUCAUGCUUAAAGGCAAAAACCAGGCUUUCAUAGAAAUGAACACUGAAGAGGCGGCACAGACUAUGGUCACAUACUAUGCUUCAGUCACUCCUGUUUUGAGGAAUCAUCCAAUAUUUAUUCAGUACUCUAAUCACAAGGAACUGAAGACUGAUAACUCGCCCAAUCAGGCAAGAGCACAAGCAGCUCUUCAAGCAGUAAAUGCUGUUCAGACUGGGAAUGUUGCUAUGCAAGCUACACUAGAUACUGCUGGAUUAGGUGGUCAGAGCCCUGUCCUUCGCAUUAUUGUAGAGAAUCUCUUCUACCCUGUGACACUGGAUGUUCUACACCAGAUUUUCUCAAAAUUUGGAACAGUAUUAAAAAUUAUCACAUUUACCAAAAACAAUCAGUUUCAAGCCCUUCUUCAAUAUGCAGAUUCCUUGGCUGCACAGCAUGCUAAAUUGUCCCUAGAUGGACAAAACAUCUACAAUGCCUGCUGCACCUUGCGCAUUGAUUUCUCUAAGUUGACAAGUUUGAACGUGAAGUAUAACAAUGAUAAGAGUCGAGAUUACACACGUCCUGAUCUCCCAACUGGUGAUAGCCAGCCUUCCAUUGAACACCAGACAAUGGCUGCCUUUGGCAAAGAAGCCACAUUCAGACUAGGUGCCCCUGGCAUCAUAUCUGCCUCCCCCUAUGCAGGUGCUGCGGGUUUCCCUCCUGCAUUCACCAUUCCUCAAGCAGCAGGUCUUGCUAUGCCUGGUGUACCUGGAGCACUAGCCUCCCUGGGCAUCCCUGCUGCAGCAGCUGCAGCAGCAAGUAGAUUGGGCAUUGCUGGCCUUGCUGCCGGACAUGCAGUUCUUUUGGUUAGCAAUCUCAACCCAGAGAGAGUUACGCCCCAAUGCCUCUUUAUUCUCUUCGGUGUGUAUGGUGAUGUCAUAAGAGUGAAGAUCCUCUUUAAUAAGAAGGAAAAUGCCUUGGUGCAGAUGGCAGACGCAAACCAGGCUCAGCUAGCUAUGAGUCACCUUAAUGGACAGAAACUCCAUGGCAAGGCCAUUCGAGUAACUUUGUCCAAACAUCAGACUGUGCAGCUACCUAGAGAAGGUCAGGAGGACCAGGGUCUCACAAAGGACUUCAGCAAUUCACCUCUUCAUCGUUUUAAGAAGCCUGGAUCCAAAAACUUUCAGAACAUUUUUCCUCCCUCUGCAACACUCCAUCUCUCUAAUAUCCCGCCUUCAGUAAUGGAAGAAGACCUGAAGAAAUUGUUUGCAAGUACAACUGCUGUUGUCAAAGGUUUCAAGUUCUUCCAGAAAGAUCGAAAGAUGGCAUUGAUCCAAAUGGGCUCUGUGGAAGAAGCAAUUCAGUGUUUGAUAGAAUUUCAUAAUCAUGACCUUGGGGAAAAUCACCACUUGAGAGUUUCCUUUUCCAAAUCUACCAUUUAGAAACCAGCUUUGGCAGUUAUUUGACAGACGUUCCACUCCUCAUGGACAGAACUGCCAGCUGGGGUCUUAAUUCCAUUAGACUCUGUUCCAUCAUUCCUUGAAAUAUAUACAAAUAUAUAUAUUUAUAUAUAUCUAUAAAGCCACUUUUUCAAAAUGGACACCAGAGGGAGGGAUAAAGAUUUUUAUUUGUUUUAAGUAUCAAUUUUAGCUUUUUAUGACCUCUUCCUUCCCUUUUCUAAUUUCUGUACAUUUUCAUGAUUGAAAGUAUUGGACUGAACUACAAAACGCUGCCUGUUUCCUGUUAAGAUCACAUUGAGUCCUACAGAACAGUGUAAGCAUAAGUACAGUAGUUCUUAUAGAUCAACUCCAGUAUACUGUGCCUUAUUAAAAGCAUUUGUACAGAUACUGUUUUCCCCUAGUAAGCAACCCCAUCUUUGUACACUGCAUUCAACGCAGUGUAAUUAAAAGCCUAGCAGAGUAAGCCAGUAUUAUCUUGGUUUAUGUUAAUGCCUAAAUGGGCUCUAACAUUUUUCCCCUUUACUGUGCAGAAUCAGUUUGUACUUGCAGCAUUUUUGAUUUGGGUAAAUAAGCAAGAGAGCCUGACUUUCAUGGCUUAUUUAGCUCCCAUUUUGAUGGAAAUUCUCUUUUGUAAGAGGAAGCAAGUUGAGUUGUACAGCUGGGAAGAUGGCACCAUCUGUGUAUCGGUGAUCUAUAUUUAAAUUUUGUAAUUCAUAGUCUAGCUUGCUAAAUUUCCCCAGAGUGCAUCAGUUAGUUGCUCCAUUACUUUUGUCCAAAUAUUUGUCAUGUUAUUGGAAAGUGCAAUUAGUGCAUUGCUGUUUAGUCUUAAAUACUCAGUUGCGUUUUUUUUUUUUUUUCCUGAAUUUAUUUUAUAGUACGAAUAUAUUUAACGCUCCCUGCUGUAUAUUGAUUGGCAGAGGAAUUCUUUGUCACAUGUCAACUUAAGGUGGUCACCAAAUUUAUUUGCAGUAAAAUGCAUCUGUUUGAGACCCUAUUGUAAUAUCUGCACAUUUGUUAAUUUGCAUUUCCAAGCCACUGUUGUGCAAAAGAUACCAAGCUACAUCUUCAGUUUCUCUAGAAGUAUGCCUGCUCUUAAGAUUCUGCCAGCCUCUACAAAUUUCCUAGUUGCUCUUUUUAAACCAGUCCCUUAGACCUGUUUUGAGUGUUACAAUUUCCAUGGAUGUGCCUGUUGUAAACCUUCUGCUGAAUUCUCUAGCAGCACCUUAUCCUUCCAAGACAUUGUGGUGUCACUGUACCUAUAUGUUCAGAUUAAAGCUGUCCAUUCUUGGGUCCUUGUUCGGAGCCUGAGAAGGUUUGGCCAGCAACUGCAUGAUUUAAAAGCUCUUAUUGUAAUUAAGAUGCAAGGUUGGUGUGGCUGGUCAGGCUUGCUUUGUAGUGGGAUGUUUUUUUCUUUAUACAUGUUUGCUGUAACAAGUAAGAUUUAAAGCAAUUUGAUUUUUUUUUCUCCCUCCUGCUGCUAUUUAAUGAGGUUUUUGGGACCAAAGUGGGGCAUGGGCUCUCAAACCCUCCCCACCCCCUAACAAAAGUAUGCUUCACACCAGCUGGAAGGUGGCAGGUAAUCGUUACAGAAGUUGGAUAUCCUGGUCACUCUUUAAAUUAGCCAGGGUUGCGUUCUUAUUUUCUGAUGUCUGGGGACAAAUUCCACUUUUCUCAGGUUUGUUUUCAAGGGAGCACUUGUAGCUUUGGAGCAUUUUCUAAAAGUGCUACCAAAAAUUUAAUUUUGCCAUGUUAAAGUUAGUUGCAGAUUCCAGGUGUUCCAGGGAAUUUAAUGUUAUGAUUUGACUGUUUUCAUUUUAAAUAUGAAAGUCGUUCCACUACAGAUUAUGGGUUUCAUGGGACUAGGUUUACAUGUCUGGCAGAUGCCAGCACAUGGUGUUGGGUGGGUUUUUUUUUUUUUUUUGUUUUUUUUUUUAACACCUAAGGAAAAAAGCAAAAACGAGCUUUAAAUGCCUGCGGUUUUGUCCCAUUGAAUGGUAGAAUGCUGUCUUAGUUUGGGACAGGGGUUAUUAAAAGGAAAGGUGUACAUAUAAAUUUUUGCUAUUUGAACAGGGAGCAAUAUUGCUUUUAUAUUGAUUAAACAAUUGUAUAUUUUGGUAGUGACUGUGACAAGGGGAGAAGUCGACAAUAAAAUCAGUUUUUCUAACUUGUUAUCUUUAUGUAUUUCUUUAUACUUUGUUAAGUUGGUAGAUUUUUUUUUUUUUCUUACUCUGUGCCUUUUCAAUAAACUUUAUAUUCUCAA